Molecule: messenger RNA, 2606 nt
Organism: Amblyraja radiata (thorny skate)
Lineage: Eukaryota; Metazoa; Chordata; Chondrichthyes; Rajiformes; Rajidae
Gene: slc6a9
Product: solute carrier family 6 member 9
Exons: 15
Coding region: 470-2398 (642 amino acids)
Biological process (GO): sodium ion transmembrane transport; neurotransmitter transport; nitrogen compound transport
Cellular component (GO): plasma membrane
Molecular function (GO): amino acid:sodium symporter activity
Source: RefSeq, a predicted model, not a curated record
GGUGAGGAGAAGGAGCUGGGUGGCACCGCCACAAAAUAAAAUGUGAGGCUUUGUGGGGAGAGGAGGAGUCAAGAGAGCCGAGUGGAUUUCAGUGGGUCAUUUCAUACGAGAGAGGCUGACGCAACUCACAAGGACCAAAUGCGUCCGGGAGAUCACCGCUGCCAACCGAAGCAGUGAAUUAGACGUGUUACAUCUGCGGAGGGUCACUGAUCUGCUGCUUGCAUACGGAAAGAUGGUCGUCAGGUGUAAUUUGGUCCUAUAGUCUUGAAGAGUUUCCCCACUCUAGAUCAGCAAGGAUUUUAGUGAUACUUGACUCCCUGCUGUGAUCACCAAUGAGUGUUCGAGACUCCCUAACCUGAAAAGAAGCUCCACUACAACCACAGCAAGAAGGAGGCAGAGGGCAGCAGUGGCUGAACUUAGAAGUUCAUGAAGAGUGUGGUGCGGAAAAUCUGAACAGUUCAUUCAGACCAUGGCUGACAAAAGUUCCGAAGCCAUGUUGAAUGGUGCUAUUCCAGGUGAGAUGGUGAAGAAAGAUGAAAACUUGAAACGUGGGAACUGGUCCAAUCAAAUAGAGUUCAUCCUCACUAGUGUUGGAUACGCUGUAGGUCUUGGCAAUGUCUGGAGGUUCCCAUAUCUGUGCUAUAGAAAUGGCGGAGGUGCUUUUAUGUUUCCCUAUAUCAUCAUGCUGGUCUUCUGUGGUAUUCCUCUUUUUUUUCUGGAGCUUUCCUUUGGGCAGUUCACCAGCCAAGGCUGCCUUGGUGUGUGGAGGGUUAACCCGAUGUUCAAAGGAGUCGGGUAUGGGAUGAUGGUCGUGUCCUCCUACAUUGGAAUCUACUACAAUGUGGUCAUUUGCAUCUCCUUCUACUACUUCUUCGCCUCCAUGACUUCACUUCUACCGUGGACAUACUGCAAUAAUAUCUGGAACACCGAGGAUUGCAGCAGCAUGCUGAACCCCAACCGAACUACCGACUUCACUGACCUAUCGCAAAACUUCUCGAUGUUGCUGAACCAAACUGCAAAGAGGACCAGUCCUAGUGAGGAGUACUGGAAUUUUCAUGUACUGAAGAUCUCGGAUGGCAUUGGGAAUUUUGGGGAAGUCCGUACACCUUUGCUGGGAUGCCUUGCUGUAUCCUGGUUUGUGGUCUUUCUGUGCCUCUUUAAAGGGGUCAAGUCUUCAGGAAAAGUGGUGUACUUCACAGCAACAUUUCCUUAUGUUGUGCUGACUAUUCUGUUUAUCCGUGGGAUCACGCUGAAUGGAGCUGUAACUGGCAUCAUGUACUAUAUCACUCCUCAAUGGGACAAGAUUUUGGAUGCAAAGGUCUGGGGUGAUGCUGCUUCCCAAAUCUUCUACUCCCUGGGAUGUGCUUGGGGUGGCCUGAUUACCAUGGCUUCUUAUAACAAGUUCCACAAUAACUGCUACAGGGACAGCAUCAUUAUCAGUAUCACCAACUGCGCAACCAGUAUUUACGCUGGGUUUGUCAUCUUCUCCAUUCUUGGAUUUAUGGCUGCACACCUGGGAGUCGACGUCUCAGAAGUAGCAGAUCAUGGUCCUGGACUGGCCUUUGUGGCUUACCCAGAGGCUCUGACUUUGUUGCCAAUCUCACCCUUCUGGUCUCUUCUCUUUUUCUUCAUGUUGAUUCUGCUAGGUUUGGGUACACAGUUCUGUCUGCUGGAAACAUUGGUCACUGCUGUCGUUGAUGAAAUUGGCAGUGACUGGAUUCGUAGACGAAAGUCCAUUGUCACUCUGGGAGUUGCCAUUAUUGGCUUUCUUCUGGGUAUCUCACUAACUACACAGGCUGGCAUUUACUGGCUCCUUCUCAUGGAUAACUAUGCAGCCAGCUUUUCACUUGUGGUGAUUUCCUGUAUUAUGUGUAUUGCUAUUAUGUAUAUUUAUGGACAUGAAAAAUACUUCAAGGAUGUUGAAAUGAUGCUUGGUUUUCCACCUCCAAUCUUCUUCCAAAUUUGCUGGCGUUUUGUGUCUCCCAGCAUUAUCUUUUUCAUACUGGUGUUCACUGUGGUUCAGUAUAAGCCCAUUAGUUAUAAUGACUACUUGUACCCAACAUGGGCUAUCACCCUUGGUAUCCUGAUGGCUCUCUCCUCAGUAGUCUGUAUUCCAGCUUAUGCCAUUUGGAAGAUUUGCGUAACUGAAGGUUCUACAUUUUGGGAGCGCGUGAAAAAUGCAAAUAAACCAAGCAAGGACUGGGGACCUGCUUUACUGGAGCACCGUACUGAUCGAUAUGCCACUCUGGGCAGCCAAUCCUACGAGUUCAACCUUGAAAUCCAACAGCUCAAUCCGGAUAAGGAGCGAGAGAAGGAGCAACUACCAACAGAAAAUAUAGAGCAUAACCUCAAUAUCCAUGGCCACAACGGUUCUGCCAGAACACAGAACCCUGUGUAGUCAAUGUCAUUUUAAAAUCAAAGACGACAACUAAUUUGUGCUGGGGGUGGAGUGGCAAUUGGGUCAGGAAAUAAGGCUUCACCUUAUAGUGAAAGGAUCCGCUCCCAUAAUUUUCUGUACGAUCCAUGGAAUUUGACAAGUAGUCAACAUAAUUUAAUUGAUUGUUCAUCCUUCAGGUAUCUAUAUUCUUUUUUUCUUUUCAUUUAUU